GAUGUGUAUUUAGCAGUAGCUAAUCACCUCCUGUGUCGUGGUAUGAAGAGUUUCAAACGUUAAUGAGCUACCUACCCAGGGGCAGGUUUAUUUAUUUAUUUAUUUUUGCAACCCGGAAGUUCUGCCUCCCACUGAUAAGGCAAAGAGAAAUUUUAGUAGAAACCGAAAGCUAGCCUGCUAGCUAGCUAACUAUACACCUGAAAAAAAUCGUUGUGAUUGAUAUUCGUUUCAUGUUUGGAUUAUCUUGCGCAAAAAUAGUCUAAUGCGUACAACGCACCACAGCCGACCACCACGCUGUGUGAAAACACGGCUCCGUUAGCUGUUCCGCAGGAAUAAUUAAUAUCUUAAUUAUUAUAGCGAAAAUAUGGCAGAGGUGCAUAUUGUUGAGCCGAGUGGUACUGGUACCAUAGAACAGACCGAACACCGGGAGAUCCGCGGCUCAGUUCGACUCGCCUCGCCCACACUCAUGAUCCCACCAAGAAGCGGGUUGUCCAGCCCCGGAGUGUCGGCUAGGUCAGUGCUCGGAUUCCCCCUGAAAAGCAACCCUAGUUCCCCGUCCGAUCAAACGGAGAAGCCAGGUUCGCGGUGGGUAAGGCUCAACGUUGGCGGCACCUACUUUGUCACCACCAAACAGACACUGUGCAGGGAUCCGAAAUCGUUCCUGUACCGCUUAUGUCAGGAAGAUCCAGAUCUGGACUCGGACAAGGAUGAGACGGGAGCCUAUUUGAUUGACAGAGACCCCACGUACUUCGGUCCCAUCUUGAACUACCUCCGGCACGGCAAGCUUAUAAUAAACAAGGACUUGGCGGAGGAAGGAGUCCUGGAGGAGGCAGAGUUUUACAACAUAGCAUCUCUGGUACGGAUGGUGAAGGAGAGGAUACGAGACAACGAGAACAGGACGUCCCAGGGCCCAGUGAAGCAUGUGUACCGGGUGCUGCAGUGCCAGGAAGAAGAGCUCACCCAGAUGGUCUCCACUAUGUCGGACGGCUGGAAGUUUGAACAGCUCAUCAGCAUCGGCUCCUCUUAUAACUACGGCAAUGAAGACCAGGCCGAGUUCCUCUGCGUGGUCUCCAGGGAGCUGAAUAAUUCCACCAAUGGCAUUGUCAUCGAGCCGACCGAAAAGGCCAAGAUCCUUCAGGAGCGAGGAUCGCGGAUGUGAGGACGGCCCCCGAGGCCUGGACUUCCUGCCGCACAUUCCUCCGCCCGUCUGCUUCCCCCGGAACCUUCUCUGCUCCUCCACCGUUCCGCUUCUCCCUGACACGCGGCCCCAAGCUGCAUGGCUGGCCCCCCCCCUUACCCUCCCAGAGCCUCUCAGCGGGGGGGGGGGAUCCCCCUCAGCCCAAACUCCCAUCGAUGUACCCCCGAGGCACCUCUGCCGUCGGCUCACUCUGUAACUGUUAUGAGUAAUGUCUCACUAUACUACAGGUUGAUACUCUUACCAUGCUACUAUUAAUGUUGGCUUUGACGAUGAUGAUGAGGAUUACGAUGACAGUGCAGGGGUGAACUGGAGACAUAUUAAAAAGAGGGGAGCAGCUAAACUUUAUCCAUCACCCCCCCCCCCCCAACUGUGACUUAGCAGUUGCAUCAUUAUUUGUGGUCAUGUUAUAUCCAGCGCUGCUGGCCUGUCGGUCCCUGGGGAAUCAACACUGUCCAUGCCUGGAGACAGACUGUGCCCCUCCACCGGACCCUCCACCCUCAGCGGAGACCCGCACAUGUACUGCUUGGGACCAGAGCAGAACUAAAAUUAAAGACCCCCCCCCACCCUCACCUCCGCCCCCGCCCCACACACACGACCCUCCCUCUCCCUGCACUACUCCUUCCACAGCUGCUGACCGGAGCGUCUCCUCCGCUCGGCGUCCCCGCGUACCCUUGUGCGUGCGCGAGGGGGCCCCCCCCCGAGACCUGCCUGCCGCCCGGUUGGCCCCGCCCCGCUUUCAGGAGGGACGCGAGGAUUAAAGCACCACCUGGGUUCACGCGCCCCGGUGCCAGAGGAAAGGCAACGAGCUGGUCUGUCCUGUCCGGAUUAUCCUCACCCCCGCCCCCCCCCCAAGAAACUUAAUGCAUCUCUGCAACCAAACACCUAUUUUAAGCUUUUCACUAGAUGACAUUUCUGUGUUUGGAUUUUAAGGAGUGGGGAUCAGGGGGUCAGGAUGGACCAAACCCCUCCCCCCCCCUCCCCUCGCCUGCCUCAAGUCUCAGAAACCCGCCCUGCCUGAUGGAUGGCCCUCGCAGAUCGUUCAGUGUUAAUAGCUGCCUGACCCCUCGGCUUAUAAGGUCCUCACAAAGCAGACAUUUUUUGAAGGAGGUCCUGGUUUGUCUGCAUUACAGACACAAAAAAACCCACCAUCAGAAAUGGAGUGUGUUCAUUACAACCUUCACAGCAUUCACCUGUACUGAAGUGUUAAGACUAUGGGGGGGUGGGGGGGGGGGGGUGGUUGGGCAUAGUGGGUAAAAACUGAGGUUGUGUUAAACCCUCUUUUGUUAUCUGUAACCAUGGUUGCCAUAACUUGCCAUAACCUGAUGGAAAAGCUGAAGGUCAAAUACUGCUAAUAAUUUCCCCUCUGGUAGAACACUGCAAGGUUCCUUCACCUAGAAAGUUCCUGCCCCUAGAUCACAGCGUGAAUCGGGCCAGCGUUCGACGAGGCAUCCUUCCGCUAAAGAAUUAAA
Anguilla rostrata (American eel) is the source of this 2667-nucleotide messenger RNA. It is a transcript of the gene kctd2, whose product is annotated as potassium channel tetramerization domain containing 2. Lineage: Eukaryota; Metazoa; Chordata; Actinopteri; Anguilliformes; Anguillidae. Gene Ontology annotation, cellular component: cytoplasm; Cul3-RING ubiquitin ligase complex. Bases 365 to 1159 code for a protein of 264 amino acids. The transcript has 6 exons. Gene Ontology annotation, molecular function: cullin family protein binding. Gene Ontology annotation, biological process: proteasome-mediated ubiquitin-dependent protein catabolic process; protein homooligomerization. The record is from RefSeq and is a predicted model, not a curated record.